ACACUGCUCGCACAAAAACAUACGGCGGAUGUUGAUGACGCUGCCUUGAAGCACACUUUCUGCCUGCGAGGAUGCUUGGAAGACAAUAAGCGCGCAGUGCGUUUUUGGAACAGAGGACUUCAACCACCAGAUUAUCCGACCGCAGGAUUUUGUAUAUUUUCCCCUCCACCCACUCCAACCAACCUGCAUGGGUGUUUUGUUCCGCUUCUUUAUGACACAGCGCGUCACAGGUUGCUGACAGCGCAACAAUCUCUCCUCGGAGCAGAUAAGCGCAGCAGCAACGUGCGCUUUUUUGCGCACAAGGACAAGGAACGCACACAACAGCAAAAGACAACCUUAAGAGAGGACACUAAAUAGAAGACAAAAACAUGUCAGACGGUCCGAGACAGCGAGGCGCGUCCGCCAAGGAUGCCGGUGAGCAGGAGUCUGCAGGAGGAGGAGUUGCACUGAAGAAGGAAAUAGGGCUGGUGAGCGCCUGUGGUAUCAUUGUUGGUAAUAUUAUCGGCUCUGGGAUUUUUGUCAGUCCUAAGGGAGUGAUGGAGAACGCCAGCUCCGUGGGCGUGGCCCUGGUCGUGUGGAUCAUCACAGGCAUCAUCACCGCCAUUGGUGCACUGUGCUACGCCGAGCUGGGCGUCACCAUCCCCAAGUCGGGAGGAGACUACUCCUAUGUGAAGGACAUCUUUGGAGGCUUGGCUGGGUUCCUACGUCUGUGGAUCGCCGUGCUGGUCAUCUACCCGACCAACCAGGCUGUAAUCGCGCUGACGUUCUCCAACUACGUUCUUCAGCCCCUCUUCCCCACCUGCUUCCCGCCUGAGAUUGGCCUGCGCCUGCUGGCUGCCGUCUGCCUCUUGCUGCUGACAUGGGUGAACUGCUCCAGCGUAAGGUGGGCGACGAGGGUGCAGGACAUAUUCACAGCGGGCAAGCUGCUCGCUCUGGGCCUCAUCAUCAUCAUGGGCUUGGUGCAGAUCUGCAAGGGGGACUACUACUGGCUGGAGCCGGCCAAUGCUUUCGAGCCCUUCCAGGACUAUGAUGUGGGAUUGAUUGCCCUAGCCUUCCUACAAGGCUCCUUUGCCUACGGGGGGUGGAACUUCCUCAACUAUGUCACAGAGGAGCUGGUGGACCCCUAUGUUAACCUCCCCCGCGCCAUCUUCAUCUCCAUCCCGCUUGUGACGUUCGUGUACGUCUUUGCCAACAUCGCCUACGUCACGGCCAUGAGUCCUCAGGAGCUGCUGGCUUCCAACGCUGUCGCCGUGACGUUUGGCGAAAAGCUUCUGGGUGUGAUGGCGUGGAUCAUGCCCAUCUCCGUCGCUCUGUCCACUUUCGGGGGUGUCAACGGUUCCCUCUUCACGUCGUCACGGUUGUUCUUUGCUGGGGCCAGAGAGGGACAUCUUCCCAGUCUUCUAGCUAUGAUCCAUGUUAAACGUUGCACUCCCAUUCCUGCUUUGCUCUUCACGUGCCUGUCCACACUACUAAUGCUGUGUACCAGUGACAUGUACACGCUCAUCAACUAUGUAGGCUUCAUCAACUACCUCUUCUAUGGUGUUACUGUCGCCGGGCAGAUUGUCCUGCGAAUCAAACAGCCUAACAUGCAUAGGCCAAUCAAGAUCAGCCUGAUUUGGCCAGUGAUUUAUCUCCUCUUCUGGGCCUUCUUGCUCAUCUUCUCGCUGUACUCCGAGCCUGUGGUGUGUGGUAUCGGCCUGGCUAUAAUGCUCACCGGCGUUCCGGUCUAUUUUCUGGGAGUCUACUGGGACAACAAGCCCAAGUGCUUUGAUCAUUUUGUUGACAAACUGACAUACUUAGGACAGAAGUUCUGCGUGGUGGUCUAUCCAGCUAAUGAUAGCAGCAGCGUCGGCGGAGACGAGGGAGAGGAAAUGAAGGAGGCCAGGUCUCCUCUCUCCAAAGGGGACGAAGAUAACCACAAGUCAGCAGACUGUUGAAGGACACAUCUUUAAGCUCCACCCGCCCCGGGCUCACAUUCAAAAGUGCAUCAUGUGCUACAGUUGGAUGUGGUUUUACUGAUCAACAACAUCAGUGCCCCCCCCCCUUUCCCUUACUGUAUCUUAAUAUCUCUGUGCCAAAUAUGCUGUGACAUCUCGACGAGCAAUAUCUCCCCUCACACUUUCAUCUGGGGUGUUUUAAGUGUGCAAUAAAGACAGGUUAGCACAUCAUCAUCAACAUCUUCCUCCAUCCACACACUCCCUUACACACUCCCCAAAGAUUAUCAUCCUUUUUUAUUAUUAUAUUGCUGUGAGGAUGUCUUAUUUUUCUACUUCAUUUUUUUUAAUCGUGUAAAUGUUGCUUUUUUCAGACAUUCAGAGCACCAACGUUGUGUUAGAUCAUCCAAAACAAACAAUGUUGUGAAGUACAUGAAUUGCAGCAGAGUUUGAUUCCAAAAUGCAUUUUGUAAUUAUGGUAAUUGUUUGUAGAUUUUGUGUGCGUGUGUGAUAUUUUAUCAUAUUCAUCUGCCUUUUUGUCACUCACAGCCGAUGUCUGAUCUAUAGUACGUCUUCUUAAAGGUGCACAGUUCUUGUAAUUUGCCUUAAAUUAGAGUAUAUGUUGUAGCGUUUUUAGCCAUGCUAUGAUUGAUGUGAAGAGAUGUUUGUCAUUCUUUACAGGCAGGUUUUUAUGAAAACAGUUUUUAAAAAAAGUGUCAUUUUUUGCAUAUUUUUCUAGAUUUUUUUCCCUGCAAACCGCACAGAUGACACAUAGUCUUAACCAGGGGUCUCCAGAGGCUGCAGCACAUAAAAAAUACAAUUAAACACUUAAACCAACAAAAGAAAUUUAAAAGAUGAAACUUUAAUACGAAUAAUAAUGAUAAACAGGAUUUAUUUUUCUUCUGUAUGUGGCCGUCAUUGGAAACCCCUGGUGACACCACUUUGUUGCCACUUCAUUUGUUUAUACAAGAAUCCCACAAAACCGACACAUGAAUGGCAAAACACAAAUUUUCAUUGCUAACCAUGUUUUAUUUCAGCCUGUAAGAUAUGAGAUAAAUGAUAUAUGUUGUCUUCAUCCAUGCUAUUCACUACAAGUUAGUUUACAAUUAGUACACGCACAAGUAUACAGUGAAUGAAACCAUUUGUGUGCUACUUGUGGUAUACCAACAAAUAGUAAUACUGCUGUGUUUCUUAACCUGCAAUAAUCCUCCGGUUUCUCAGGACAAAGUGUCUUAAAUACGCUGCCUAAGACAUUCAAGACAAACGCUAAACAUCUUUACGGGUGCUAUUAAGAUAUUUAUUCCUCUCAGGAUUGUUUUCACUGCCCCACAUUGUGCCCCCCCCACCGGGCAGCUGCUGUCACCACAUCUCUAUCCCUGUCAGUCAAGGGCCCUAUGAAUUGUCAUAACUCCCCCCCAUACAACGCCCCUGGUUACAAUGCUGUGAUAUGUGCCUGUUGUAUUGUGUACACAGUUUAUUGUCUCUUUGCAAAUAAAAACACUGACAGAUGGA
Messenger RNA from Doryrhamphus excisus (bluestripe pipefish), 3446 nucleotides. It is a transcript of the gene slc7a8a, whose product is annotated as solute carrier family 7 member 8a. The record is from RefSeq and is a predicted model, not a curated record. Gene Ontology annotation, biological process: amino acid transmembrane transport; neutral amino acid transport. Gene Ontology annotation, molecular function: neutral L-amino acid transmembrane transporter activity; L-amino acid transmembrane transporter activity. Lineage: Eukaryota; Metazoa; Chordata; Actinopteri; Syngnathiformes; Syngnathidae. Gene Ontology annotation, cellular component: membrane.